AUGAAACCGGCAAUAGCUAAUAACACCGGUGGUGGAGUUGGUGGAGGAGGAAUUGGUUCCCUUAACAAUUCACCCCUAUCACCGAAUGGCAGUUUUCCCAAUAUUGAAAAACCUCGCACCGAUUAUUCCAGCAUAAGUGGAAAAAAGGUUUUGGUAUCACCCACCGAGGAACAGUUUGAAUUGUUGAAAAAACGUUUGCAGGAACGUACCGAGGAUAGUCGCGGGGAAACAAUUUAUGAAAUUGGCGUGGGAGAGGAUGGGGGCGAUAGUGGUCUGGAUGAGGAAGAAUAUCAGGCAGCUGUUGCCACAUUACAAUCUCUGGCCACGACCAUUGAUGCCGAUAUGGUAUUGCUGCGACAGCGUAAAGUUGAAAAAGGCCUAACGGGUCAAUAUCUGAUACGUAAACGUGUUGAUACCUCCGAUUUUAUGGAAAUAAGAGUGGCCGUUGUGGGUAACGUAGAUGCCGGCAAAUCUACUCUACUGGGUGUCCUCACCCAUGGUGAUUUGGAUAAUGGACGUGGCCAUGCUCGUCAACGUUUGUUCCGCCACAAACAUGAAAUGGAAAGUGGUCGUACCAGUUCGGUGGGCAAUGAUAUUCUUGGCUUCGAUAGUGUCGGCAACGUUGUAAAUAAACCCGAUCACGGGACAUUGGAUUGGGUAAAGAUCUGUGAGAAGUCAGCCAAGGUAAUAACCUUUAUUGAUUUGGCUGGUCAUGAACGUUACCUGAAAACCACUGUGUUUGGCAUGACAGGUCAUGCACCGGAUUUUGGAAUGUUAAUGAUUGGCGCCAAUGCCGGCAUAGUUGGUAUGACCAAAGAACAUUUGGGUUUGGCCUUGGCACUCUCCGUGCCGGUAUUUGUCGUUGUAACCAAAAUCGAUAUGUGUCCACCGAAUGUGCUGCAAGAUAAUCUUAAAUUAUUAUUUAAAAUUCUCAAAUCGCAAGGGUGUCGCAAAGUACCCGUUAUGGUAAAGACAGCCGAUGAGGUGGUGCUGAGUGCGACAAAUUUCGUAUCCGAACGGUUGUGUCCCAUUUUCCAAGUGUCCAAUGUGACGGGCGAAAAUUUGGAUUUGCUGAAAAUGUUUUUAAAUUUGUUAACGACGCGUAUGUCGGGGCAGGAUAAUUCACCGGCUGAAUUUCAAAUUGAUGAUACAUAUUCGGUGCCGGGUGUGGGCACUGUCGUUUCCGGCACCUGCCUUCAAGGCUUGAUAAAACUUAACGACGUACUAAUGCUCGGCCCAGAUCCCUUGGGCAAUUUCAUGCCCAUUGCCGUCAAGAGCAUACAUCGCAAACGUAUGAAUGUCAAAGAGGUGAGAGGCGGUCAAACUGCCAGCUUUGCCUUGAAGAAAAUCAAACGAUCUCAAAUACGCAAAGGCAUGGUUAUGGUUAGUCCGGAACUUAAACCGCAAGCAUGUUGGGAAUUUGAAGGUGAAAUUCUGGUAUUGCAUCAUCCGACUACCAUAUCGUCACGCUAUCAGGCUAUGGUCCAUUGUGGCAGUAUACGUCAGACCGCCUCCAUUGUAAAUAUGUCCAAGGAAUGUCUACGGACCGGUGAUAAGGCUCAUGUUAAAUUUAGAUUUAUAAAACAUCCGGAAUAUAUAAGACCCGGUCAGCGAAUGGUAUUUCGUGAGGGGCGCACCAAGGCUGUGGGCAAUGUACUGAAACCCAUUACAAAUUCACAGGCCGCCCAAAAUCGACCGAAACCCAAUAAAAUGCAAUCACGAUCACAGGGUCAGGGUAGUUCGCAGCACAGCAAUAAUCCACCACAAAAUCAAAACCAAAAUCCCAAUGUCCAGGCAGCGGCAGCCAAUAAUAGUGGAACGAAAUCUGAUAUGGAUUUGAAAAAUCACAAAAGCGAUGGAGUCCUAGAGGUCACAGUGGACAAGAGAGAUAAUACAAGGCUGGCCAAUAAACGUAACGUGAAUAAAAAGACCAUAGGUUCGGCAACGGCAUCUGCAGGUGGUGGGGGUGCGGCGGGUGCUGGUAGUGUUACGGCCAACUCCAAUGAGACAACGUCACAAAUCAAUGCAACAAAUACACCGCAACAUAUUGCCGGAAAAGUCCAGUAA
Messenger RNA from Musca vetustissima, 2067 nucleotides. RefSeq names its product GTP-binding protein 1 (gene GTPBP1). Lineage: Eukaryota; Metazoa; Arthropoda; Insecta; Diptera; Muscidae. The coding region runs from base 1 to 2067 and encodes 688 amino acids. Gene Ontology annotation, biological process: translational elongation. Gene Ontology annotation, molecular function: translation elongation factor activity; GTPase activity; GTP binding. The transcript is spliced from 6 exons. The record is from RefSeq and is a predicted model, not a curated record.